AUGGGCAACCUGCCGCUCACCACAGGGCUGUUCACAAGUGGGGCACCCCCUGUUAAACCAGAUGACAGGUUCACCAGUCGGCCCAUCCGCAGAGGCAUCACUUACUACCAAGUGCGUCAAUCUUCAUCCCAUUCUUCCGCCACCCCUGACCCACUUGCUGACACUCUCCAGCCAUCACAAGUGUCGCCCCGCCCUCUCCUCCUCUUUUUCUCCUGGCUCGGGGCCCACCCGGGGGCAGCGGCCAAGUACUAUGAUGCCUACCUAGCGCGGGGCAUGGACGUGCUGCUGGUACAGAGCAGUGUCAUGCACUUUCUGUGGCCCGGCUGGGGGCUGAAUUACGGGAUGGAGGUGUUGAAGGUCCUGGAGGGGCCCGAGUUUACCGGACGCCCCUUGCUGGUGCACGCUUCGUCCAUCGGGGGCUACACCUUCACGCAAGUGCUAGUGAACGUGGUGAAUUCAUCCGAGCAUUCAGAAGUGUCCCAUCGCGUGGUGGGGCACAUCUACGACAGUUUAGUGGCCGGCACCCUGGAGCACAUGGCGACAGGCCUGGGAAGGACACUAGCGCCGCUCAUGGAACGCGUCAUCAAGAACACGGCCAUGCUUUACUUCUGGCUCUUCAAAGGUAGCACGGCGGAUGUGUACCAGCGCGCCGUCCGGGUGUUCGCCAGCAGCCCCGUCACCGCCCCGGCGCUGUUUUUCUCCAGCCGUGAUGACGCCCUGUGCGACCCCGACGCCCUGGACGCCGUCGUGUCCGGGUGGCGGCGCAGGGGCGUGGCCGUGCGCAGCAGGACAUGGGAGGUGUCCAAACACGCCGCACACAUGCGAUGCCACCCGCAGGAGUACCGAGAAACGCUGGAGGCUUUCUUGGAUUCGCUACCUUUGAGCCCACCUCAUCCUCAAGGCGUCGAUGCUCUCUAA
Molecule: messenger RNA, 918 nt
Organism: Nerophis lumbriciformis (worm pipefish)
Lineage: Eukaryota; Metazoa; Chordata; Actinopteri; Syngnathiformes; Syngnathidae
Source: RefSeq, a predicted model, not a curated record